Messenger RNA from Brachypodium distachyon (stiff brome), 2267 nucleotides. Its product is annotated as E3 ubiquitin protein ligase RIN2. NCBI's taxonomy places the organism in Eukaryota, Viridiplantae, Streptophyta, Magnoliopsida, Poales, Poaceae. Gene Ontology annotation, cellular component: cytosol; plasma membrane; ubiquitin ligase complex. The coding region runs from base 226 to 1926 and encodes 566 amino acids. Gene Ontology annotation, biological process: positive regulation of plant-type hypersensitive response; protein ubiquitination; ubiquitin-dependent protein catabolic process. Gene Ontology annotation, molecular function: ubiquitin binding; ubiquitin protein ligase activity. The record is from RefSeq and is a predicted model, not a curated record. The transcript is spliced from 12 exons.
CCGCUUAAUAAUUUUGCUUUGCUUCGUUCCCCUCCUCCUCCUUCCCUUCCUGUCACGGCCUUGACCUCCUCUCCUCCGCCCCGCGGCGCGAAUAAAGCCGGCGUCCAAUUCCCCGCGCGCCAAGCAAAGCUCCGAUUCCCCAAGCCGAACCCAGGCAACCGGGCCGAGGACCGUAGGUUAGGUAGGGUUCGGCUUCCGACGCCCGAUGCGCCUGCGCCUCCACGCAUGGCGGUGAACUGCCUCUACGUCGCCGCCGCCUCCACGGCGGCCAGCGCCGCCGCCCUGCAGUGGUGGGCGACCUCCCUCCUCGACGCCCCGCGGGAAGGGGAUGGUGGCGGUGGAGGGGACUGGCUCCAGACCGUGCUGCGGUCGCACGUGACCGUCGCGCUCCUGGCGAAUCUGGCAGCGCACGUGUUCCUCGUCCUCGCCCUCGCGCUCAAGACUUUAUUUUUUGUCCGGUUAACUUCUUCAGAGACUAGAAAAGUGUUGGAACACAUUAUUAACUAUGUAAUCUACAAGGGAACUUUUCUCCCAUUGGUUGUACCUCCUAAUUCUCAACAAAUAAUUCUCUGGUCAGCUUGGUUGGUCCUUCUUUGUUCACUGAAGAUGUUUCAAUCAUUGGCCAGAGAACGUCUUGAGCGCCUCAAUGCCUCACCCUCAGCAACUCCAUCAAAAUAUUUUCGUGUAUAUUCUGCAUUAUUGCUGGUUCUUUCGACUGAUCUACUAUGGAUGAAGCUCUGUGUAGGGUUCUGCAGAUCAUGUAAUUCCAAAUUAUUUUGGCUUAUGUUAUUUGAGCCACUCAGUAUUGCCUUCGAGUCACUACAGUCUAUCAUGGUGCAUGGAUUUCAGUUAUUUGACAUUUGGCAGCGACAUCUAAUGGAUAGUGGUGUGGACUAUCUUGAUUUCCAAAAAUCUUAUAAACAAGCUGCAGGAUCUUUUUCUGAGUGGAGAGGCAAACUUAUCAGGAAUUUUGGUUUUGUCAUUGACUUGAUAAGUUUGUUGAUGUCACUUGGUCAUUAUUCAAUGAUCUUUUGGCUCCGUGGUAUGGCAUUCCACCUGGUUGAUGCAGUUCUCCUAUUGAACUUGCGUGCUCUUGUAGUUUCAUUUUUUAAGAGGAUUAAGACCUACAUCAAGUUAAGAAAGGCACUCCGGUCACUUGAUGGCGCACUUCCAGACGCUACAUAUGAUGAAAUUUGCACAUACGAUGAUGAGUGUGCCAUUUGCCGGGGACCAAUGGCUCGAGCUAAAAAGUUGUCCUGCAACCAUCUAUUUCAUCUACCUUGCUUGCGAUCUUGGUUGGAUCAAGGAUUGAUGGAGGGUUACUCUUGUCCAACAUGUCGAAGGCCACUCUUUCUUUCACCUCAAGGGCAGACUAGGUCUACAACAGCAGAGGUACCGAACAUUCAGCUUAUUGCUGAGCAGCUCAAUAUGGGUUUAAAUCAGCAGAGGGUUCAUGGUCAUGAAAAUCCUGUUGAGCAGCCGAAUCCUUCAGAUACUGUUUGGAGAGGUGCUGGUCUGGAUUCUAGCUGGGCACCGCCGUGGUCGAGGCCUGGGAUGGAUGAUCCUAGUUCCUCUAGUGCAGUGAGAUCUGUGGGGAUUAGUGGGGUUCAGAUGAUGAUGAGGCAGUUUGCUGCUGUGACUGAUAAUUAUGGGCAUACGGAUGGCACCUGGAGUCUCUGGCCUGAGUCUAUGCCAGGCCCUUCAAUUGUUCCAUCAUCUUCCUCGAGUCCUGAUGGUGCAUCUACUGCUGUCUUGCGGUUUAGAGGCACUGCAGGAACAAUUAAUGGAAGCAUGUCACAGGUUAAUUCCAUGGUAGAUAGAGUACGAGAAGUUUUACCCCAUAUGCCUGACGAGCUAAUUAUAGAGGAUCUGAUGAGAACGAAUAAUGUGAAUGCUACUGUGAAUAAUCUUCUGCUGAUGCAAUAAUAGGGCAAUACAACAUAUAGCUAUGAUCUUCACUGGCUAUAAGUUCAUAUAUGGAAAGUCUGUAUAGUUAAGGAUGAGCCGGGGUGUUAAAGCAUUCUUGGUUCUUGUAAUAAGCGUUUUGGUUUAUUUUGUUCCAUAUGGAUAAAACAUGCCAGCUUUGUAUAGUAAUUACAGUUGUAUAACAUUAUGCUCAAUAUGCUAGGUUAGUAUAUGUAGAAAAAUGCAGAUGCUACACCAAAAUAAAUUUAUCUUACUUCACAUGUAUUUCUCGAUGAAAACUAUUGAUUAUCUUGUAAUGUUGGUAGGCUCUUAGAGCAUGUAUAAUGGGGUGACGUUAGCCA